Molecule: messenger RNA, 1278 nt
Organism: Schizosaccharomyces japonicus yFS275
Lineage: Eukaryota; Fungi; Ascomycota; Schizosaccharomycetes; Schizosaccharomycetales; Schizosaccharomycetaceae
Product: inositol phoshorylceramide synthase regulatory subunit Kei1
Exons: 4
Coding region: 302-1048 (248 amino acids)
Biological process (GO): inositol phosphoceramide metabolic process
Molecular function (GO): inositol phosphoceramide synthase regulator activity
Source: RefSeq, a predicted model, not a curated record
AGAGCUACCGCCGGACGACCCCGGUGGGGAACAAGCAGGCGAGUGUGGAGUAAUUUAGUUGUACCGUGUUCACCACUUAAUACUAGCCAGAACCAUUCACGACCAGCGGUUCCGUCGACACCAGAAAUUUGUGUUUUAAACCCGGGAAUCGUUUCUUUGGAAUGCACUGAAGGGAAUUGUUUGCAAUUGAGCUCGUCAACGUUAUUUCGAUUUUCUUUUUUCUUCCAGGUCGUUUCAGUACCAAAAAACCUAUCUCCUUCUUUUUCGAGUUAAACCAUUAAACCAAGUAUUGGUCAAAAAAAUGAACAAGAUUUUGCAUUUUAACUUCCCGCGGCUUUUGGAGCGGUUUUUCAUUCAAAAGAAAUUCUUCGGCAUCUGUGGCUUGCAAACUGGCUGCGAAUUCAUCGUCUGGUUUUCCAUAGUGAACAAGCUCUGUGGAAUCUAUGGCGUCCUGGCCUUAUUUCAAAGUGCCGAUGUUUCGUUUGCAGAGGUUACGAUGUACGUUUGUUCAUUCAUCUUCCUAUUCAUCUUCGGUUGGUUGUCCAUUUACAUUCCCAAGCGCACCGUCUUUCAUGCACUCGUUUUCAGCUAUACUUAUUUGAUUGACUCGCUCAUCAACUUCCUCUUUCUCAUCUUCUUCUCGAUUUCUUGGUUUAUGCAUCUGGUGGAGAAUGCUGCUAUCCCGGAUGCCGGUGUCUCUACCCUCACUGAACGUGCCGAUGCUGGCUCAGCCGUCGAUAAUACGACUACAGGUUCCACCAAUCCUUUCCUGCAAGCCGAAUCUGCACCCUCUAUUAUUAUGCUGGUUCUUGUGGCCGGUUUCCGCAUUUACUUCAUCCUCGUCACCAUCUCAUACUCGUCCGAACUCGUUCUCGAAUCCGAGACUCGCCCCCAACAGUUCCAAACGAAUUUGAGUGGCCGGAUCAUGCGUCUCCUCUUAAAGCCUUACAGUAUGGCUGCUAACCGUGUCUACCUUCGAAAGCCAUUGCCUCGUGAUGAGAACAAUAGCAUUGAGUUGCAAAGACGUCUCGUUGAGGAGUUCGUAUAAGCGCAUUACUGGACAUUCUUUUCCAUACACUUCUGUUCUACUCAGUCUUUCUUCUUUUGUCCCCAGAAUCUCACCAUUGACUUCUCUUCCCCGCAUCUACUUACUCACCUAUUCAUCCUGAAUGACAUUCCUGUUCCCAGUUGUACACAUUAGCCAGGUAGAGGUGUUUUCUCCUAUCGUUUUUUUAUAUAUAAACAUACGUGACAUUCAUUGACUAAACAGAUGGAAUA